Ricinus communis (castor bean) is the source of this 2656-nucleotide messenger RNA. RefSeq names its product putative ankyrin repeat protein RF_0381. The transcript is spliced from 4 exons. The record is from RefSeq and is a predicted model, not a curated record. Bases 187 to 2469 code for a protein of 760 amino acids. Gene Ontology annotation, molecular function: protein binding. NCBI's taxonomy places the organism in Eukaryota, Viridiplantae, Streptophyta, Magnoliopsida, Malpighiales, Euphorbiaceae.
GCUCCUUCUCUUUUUUAUUUUAUUUUUCUUAAAUCCUAACGCUAAUAAUCACGACCUGGUCAACCUCUUUUCUGUUUUUUCUCUGUUUAAACCGCUCCUAAUAAGAACACUUUGCUAAGCUUUCCCUCCUCUGUCUCCCUAUUCUCUCUUUCUCCUCUUCACGCAAACAAACACUAACAGGAAAUAAUGACAGUGUUUGGCAGCUCGGGAGCUGGAAAACAGGUCUUCCCUAUAGAUUACCAGGCUGAAGUUCCGCAGCGUCUCGUUGAUGCCUCGCAUGCUAAUGACUUGAAGUUGGCCUGUGAUUGUCUCGGCGAUGAUCCCUUUUUGGACGUUAACUUUAUUGGGACAGUGAGCCUGAAGGCAAAGAAAACAGAGGUCUUAUUGCGCGAUGAAUCCCCACAUGAAGUUCGUGUUGAGUAUGAGGAGUUCAAGACUGAUGUCACUGCUCUGUUUCUUGCCGCUCAUAACGGGAAUUUAACUCUCCUCAGGAAGUUACUGAGUGUUGGGGCAAAUGUAAAUCAGAUGCUGUUUAGAGGAUAUGCCACAACAGCAGCAGUAAGGGAGGGCCAUUUAGAUGUAUUAGAGGUGCUUAUGAAAGCUGGGGCAUCUCAGGAGGCAUGUGAGGAGGCUUUAUUGGAGGCUAGCUACCUAGGGCAGGCCAGACACGCAGAGCUGCUCAUGGGGUCUGACCUGAUACGACCACAGGUUGCUGUUCAUGCUCUUGUCACUGCUUGCUGCAGAGGGUUUGUCAAUGUAGUAGACACUCUCAUUAAGUGUGGUGUGGAUGCCAAUGCAAUUGAUAGGGUUCUUCUUCGAUCUUCAAAGCCUUCUCUGUAUGCCAACGUUGACUGUAAUGCACUUGCUGCUGCCGUCGUUAGUCGACAGACAUCAGUAGUCAGAUUGCUGCUACAGGUCAAUGUCAGGAUGGACAUCAAGGUGAAGCUGGGAGCCUGGUCUUGGGACAUGGACACAGGCGAAGAAUUUCGAGUUGGUGCUGGAUUAGCUGAAGCUUACCUUAUUACCUGGUGUGCGGUGGAGUAUUUUGAAGCUAGUGGUGCUAUACUACGCAUGCUCCUCCGUCACUUCUCUCCCAACAUCCUUCACUUUGGGAGGUCUCUAAUCCACCAUGCUAUCCUAUGUAACAAUGCAAGAGCAGCAGAGGUGAUACUGAACUGUGGUGCAGAUAAAGAAUUUCCAGUUAAAACAACUUCAAAAAAUGAUUGGCGUCCUGUUCAUUUGGCUGCACGUCUUGGAUCAGUUAAAGUUCUUGAACAGCUGAUAGUUGCUGGCUGCAAUCUCAAUUCUAGAACAGAUUCUGGAGAAACCGCUCUUAUGGUUUGUGCAAAAUAUAAGCAAAAGAAUUGCCUAAAAGUGCUGGCCUCUGCUGGUGCUGAUUUUGGUUUGGUUAACUCAGCCGGUCAGUCUGUUAGCUCAAUUGCAAUGUCAACCAGAUGGGCACUUGGCUUCCAAGAAGCUGUGGUAACCGUGAUUCAAGCUGGGAAGAAUAUCAAGUCGAGCAAUGCCUCUGUAUUUUCUCCCCUGAUGUUUGUAAUCCAGGCAAAUGAUAUCGAGGCCUUGAAAAAGCUCAUUGAGCGAUCAUAUAUUGAUCUCGACGAACAAGAUGAUGAUGGAUUCUCUGCUGCUAUGAUCGCUGCAGCAGGUGGUCAUGUUGAAGCUUUCAGGCUACUUGUUUAUGCAGGAGCUAACAUAAAGCUAGAAAACAAAUACGGAGAAACAGCAAUUCGCUUAUCAGAGUUAAACCACCAUGAUGAAGUAAUUGAAAAGGUGAUGCUAGAGUAUGCCCUUGAAGAAGGGUAUGACUAUUCUGCUGGUAUUCAUGCUCUGCACCGCGCAGCCCGGCGUGGAGACUUAAACCUGGUUUCCAUGCUGGUUAAAAGAGGCUACGACAUCAAUGCAUCUGAUGACGAUGGAUACACCCCACUAAUGCUAGCUGCAAUGGGAGGCCGCAGUCGGAUAUGUCAACUUCUGAUCUCAUGUGGGGCAAGCUGUGAUAUUGAGAAUGCAAGACGCGAGACAGCACUCUUGAUUGCAAGAAAGAAUGGUUAUUAUGGAGACGAAACAGAAAGUGUAAUAUUAGAUGAACUAGCGAGACAACUUGUUUUGGGCGGAGCUCGUGUUAAGAAGCAUACAAGAGGUGGCAAAGGAGCUCCUCACUAUAAAGAAUUGAGGAUGGUGGGUACUGCGGGAGUGCUGCGGUGGGGCAAGUCGAGCAAGAGAAAUGUGAUCUGCAGGGGGGCUGAGGUUGGCCCUAGUUCAAAGUUUCGGUGGAAUCGACGGAGAAAAUUUGAUGUUGAAGACCCUGGAAUGUUCCAUGUUAUCACUACAAAGAACAAGGAAGUGCAUUUUGUAUGUGAAGGUGGGACUGAAAUGGCUGAAUUGUGGGUAAGGGGAAUCAAACUUGUGACAAGGGAAGCCAUCUUUGGCAAGAAGAAAAGUGAAUUGUGAAAGGUGAAUUAGGAAGUUCCUUUGCUAUAUAGUUUAUGUAGAGAAGCCAAUAGCAAAUGCUGCAUUUACUACUAGUAUCACUUUUUUUAGCAAUCUUCUUUAAUCAUCCAUUGUAAAGAUUUUGGAUUUCGAAUAUCUAGAUAUUGGAGCUUUAAUCCGUUUUAAGGUAAAAGAAAAUUACAUUAAA